AUGCUACACGUGGCAGCGCGUUUUGGUCACUCUGAGCUUGUCACACUUCUUCUUCAACGGGGAGCCCUCAAGGACUUGGAGACAAGGUGCAAGUGCCAGAAAUCUCAGGCUCCAGAGUGGGAUCCAGGCUACACCCCUUUAGAGUAUACAUGCUACGGCCCUAGUGAGGCAUGCGACUCAGGGUCAAAGCAGCAAUCCGUUCCCAUCGAGAGCGUUCUCAGAGUCAUCGAGACCUUGGUCGAUGCUGGUGCUGAAAGAAGCCGAGCUGCUUUCAAGAAUGCUGUCCUCAGUGGCUUUGGGGUCGAAGUACUCCGCCCCCUGUCUGACAAGGGCGCCGUUGACAUAUGCGUCCCAGAAGAAUACGACAAGGGCCCGGAAGAAUUCCACUGGGAGGGCCGUGAAUAUGGCAGCAAGGAAUGUAUUGCGGACGAGAGGGCCACGUUUCUCCACAUGGCCUCAGUUGAGUCAAAUGCGGCUACAGUACGGGGCCUAUUGGAGCUGGGGGCAGAUAUUCACGCGUGUGACACUCUUGGUCGACAGCCCUUGCAUUGGGCGGUAUCGCGUUUCCAACGGUACUGGCCACUCUUUGGGCCAGACGACGUGUCAGCGAAAUUAGAGGUGCUGCAGGAGAUGUCAGCAAAGGUAGAGGUGCUCCUACAGAGCGGAGCGAACCCCGGACGACAGGACAGGUUCAGACGAACACCGCUACAUUAUGCGGCUCUACAAAUGCAUACCCGCCUCUUUGAACCCUUGCUGCGGCAUGGAGGUAGCCUCACAGUGACUGACGAGGAUGGUCGAUCACCCUUACAUCUCCUGGCUGAUGGGCAAUCAUACUUGAUUGACAAUGGACGAGCUGAUUGGUUUGACUCAGCUGAGGAGCUUGACGUCAGUGGGCGGGAGUUUGCGACUGUACUCAAGCCUUAUAGUACAGACAUCGACCAGAAAGACGCGUUGGGCAAUACCGCGUUACACCUCGCUGCCGGCCGUGCUUAUGCUUCCGUCCUAGAGCUACUGCUGGCCUUGGGCGCAGAUCCAAACAUAGCAAAUCCGCAGGGGCAGACAGCUCUCCAUCUCGCAUGCGAUCAGCAGUCACGGACUUGGUACGACAUCAUUGGUCCGGCCGGUGGACCGGAACCAUGGGAGAACGAGACCGACAGGCGACACAAGCGGAUGAGGACUCUUCUUAUCGAUGCCGGGGUAGACCAGAGCAUCAGAGAUGCCCAGGGACGGACGGCGGCCGAGAUCGAGAGGGAAGAAGCCUCGAGGAUCAGUCAAAUGAGACAGAAAUGUGUGGAUGAUUUCCCGGAACGGAAGAAAGGGUGGUCUUGGGAGACCCUGGCCGAGGAGUACGAGAGCCGCCAUCAGAGUCCGAGUGACUGGAUCAUGUAUAGGUGA
This is a messenger RNA of Thyridium curvatum, 1395 nucleotides long. RefSeq lists its product as uncharacterized. Lineage: Eukaryota; Fungi; Ascomycota; Sordariomycetes; Thyridiales; Thyridiaceae. Gene Ontology annotation, molecular function: protein binding. The record is from RefSeq and is a predicted model, not a curated record. Gene Ontology annotation, cellular component: cytoplasm; nucleus. The coding region runs from base 1 to 1395 and encodes 464 amino acids. The transcript has a single exon.